Molecule: messenger RNA, 1794 nt
Organism: Gordionus sp. m RMFG-2023
Lineage: Eukaryota; Metazoa; Nematomorpha; Gordioida; Chordodea; Parachordodidae
Product: methylcrotonoyl-CoA carboxylase beta chain, mitochondrial-like
Exons: 16
Coding region: 113-1660 (515 amino acids)
Biological process (GO): L-leucine catabolic process
Cellular component (GO): mitochondrion; methylcrotonoyl-CoA carboxylase complex
Molecular function (GO): methylcrotonoyl-CoA carboxylase activity
Source: RefSeq, a predicted model, not a curated record
GUUAUGCAAACAUAGAUACCUCACAAAAGUAAGAAAUUUCAGAAACUUUUCUAAAUUUGCUUUGCAAUCUCAGGUUGAUAAGGAUCAAGAUUUCCAAUUCAAUGAUAAAUCUAUGCGAAAAUUGGUGCUCGAUCUCAAAAACAAAACAAAUGAAAUUGAGAAAGGAAAUGAAAAAUUGAAACUUUAUCAUAAAUCUAAAGGUAAAUUGUUAGUUAGAGAAAGAAUUGACUACCUGCUAGAUGAUGGAUCACCAUUCUUGGAAACUUCUCAACUAGCAGCAUUUGGCAUGUAUGAUGACAGUAUUAAUUCUGCUGGAAUAGUUACUGGAAUUGGGGCUAUAUCAGGAAUUAAAUGCAUGAUAAUAGCCAAUGAUGCAACUGUAAAGGGUGGCACUUAUUAUCCUAUGACUGUAAAGAAACAUUUAAGGGCUCAAGAAAUUGCUUGGCAAAAUAUGUUACCCUGCAUAUAUUUAGUUGACUCAGGUGGGGCCAAUCUACCCCGACAAGCCGAAGUUUUUCCUGACAAAGAACAUUUCGGAAGAAUAUUUUACAAUCAAGCCAAUAUGUCGUCUCUCAAAAUACCCCAAAUAGCAAUCGUGAUGGGAAGUUGUACCGCUGGAGGCGCCUACGUGCCAGCCAUGGCCGACCAAAACGUUAUAGUCAAACAGCAAGCCACUAUUUUCCUUGGGGGUCCUCCCUUGGUGAAAGCGGCAACCGGUGAAGAGAUAUCGGCCGAACAAUUAGGGGGCGCGGAUUUGCACUGCAAGACAUCUGGAGUUUGCGAUUAUUACGCGGAAAACGAUUUCCAUGCUUUGAGCCUAUGUAAGGACAUUGUUAAGGACUUAAAUUACCAGACCGACAAAGGCCUUGCUCAGGAUUACGAGGAACCCUUAUACGACCCAGAAGAAAUUUACGGAAUAGUGGGGUCCAACUUGAAAAGGGCCUACGAUGUUAGAGAGCUGAUUAUGAGGAUAGUUGACGGAAGCGAAUUCCGCGAAUUCAAAGCCUUAUACGGGGAUACCAUCGUAACGGGAUAUAGCAAGAUUCACGGCAUCCAAGUCGGCAUUAUAGGCAAUAAUGGAGUCUUAUUUUCCGAAUCUGCCCUAAAGGCUACUCAUUUCAUUCAGCUUUGUUGCCAGAGAAAAAUACCGCUCAUCUUCCUGCAAAAUAUAACUGGUUUUAUGGUAGGCCAAAGAGCCGAAAGCGAAGGAAUAGCUAAGCACGGGGCCAAAAUGGUGAACGCGGUUGCUUGCGCCACUGUCCCCAAAAUAACCUGCAUAGUUGGUGGGUCUUACGGGGCCGGAAAUUAUGGGAUGUGCGGGCGAGCUUUCAAUCCUCGCUUUUUGUUCUCCUGGCCCAAUAGUCGCAUAUCGGUGAUGGGUGGGGAGCAAGCGGCCAAUGUUCUCGAACAAAUAGCUGCCGAUAAAGUGGCUCGCAACGAAGGACGGAAAGCGUUGAGCGCCGAAGAAAGUGGGAAGAUUAAAAAUCCCAUCUUGGAACAGUUCGAGUUUGAGGGCAGCCCUUAUUAUUCUACAGCCAGGUUAUGGGAUGACGGGAUUAUAGAUCCUCUAGACACGCGGAAGGUGUUAGCUUUAAGUCUUUCAGUUUGUCUCAACGCCCCUAUCGAACAUCACGUCAAAUAUGGCAUAUUUAGGAUGUGAAAACAAAUGGCGAUUUAAUAACAUCACUUCAAUUUUAUAUUUUCAGUGAUCUUCGUUUAUUAUAGUAUAUAUUUGUUUUCUACAUUUUAUAUUUUAAAUAAUCAUAUAAAAUAAAAAAAUUAUUUAAGCUCCAA